AUGAGUAGCAACAAACUAAUAAAAACUUAGUCAGAACAAUAAACCAAUGGUGAAGAUGAAUCCACAAGACAUCUAAACGAUAUCAUAGGUGUGAAACCUACUCAAAUCGAAUAACUUCCUUCUUACUCCAUCAAUUUUAGAAGUCUGAGACAAAGGUAUGGCUCAAUUUAAGAUUAAUAUCCAUUACCACUUAAAUUUGAAUAAUUAUUAUAAACUAUGAAAAUCAUAGAACAGACUUAUUGGAAAAAGAAGAAGCCAAUCAUUUAUGAAAUUAAAACCAAUGCUUUCAAAAUCUUAUAAAUUGGAUAAUUAUUAAAACUCGAUUAAGAACUUUACGACAUUAAAAUUGUUGAAAAAUCUGUGCAAAUCACUCCCAACGAUGUCCCUAUUGAGAAUUUGCCUGCAUUUCAGCCUUUUGCUCAACAAUUAGCUCCUAUCUUCGAGAACAGGAUAGCUGGAGUCAGAAGCAAACUGGAUCGAUUAGUAUAAUAAGUUCAUGAAAAAUAUCUAGAUGUGAUAGGUGAAUCGGAUUUCAAUGAGCAAUCAAUGAAAUUCAAAGUCUAUCAUCCUACAUUUGACCUUAAUUUGGUCCCUGACAUCAUCCCAUAACAAUUACCCUUCUAAAUUUAUUCAGAAGAACAGAGAGUUCAACUGUAGUAGAUCAUCGAGAAUACAAUUCAAUACUUCACUAAGAGAACGGUCUCCUUUAUGUUCUAUCCCAACCUGGUUAAUUAUUUGUUGACAAAGAUCGAGAUGAAUAAAGAGCAGAUGGAAAAAUAUAUACAGUUUUUGAUGAAGGUUCAACCUGAUUUUCUGUAGAUUACUAAUUAAAAGAAGGAGUAACUAAAAGCGAAAUGGAUAAUCUAAAUUAAUAAGUCAAGUACUGUAGAAAAUCAAAUUCAAUAAUUGAGAACUUAUUUUUAUUGA
This is a messenger RNA of Paramecium tetraurelia, 927 nucleotides long. RefSeq lists its product as uncharacterized. Lineage: Eukaryota; Ciliophora; Oligohymenophorea; Peniculida; Parameciidae. The record is from RefSeq and is a predicted model, not a curated record. The transcript has a single exon.